UGUCCAUUAAGCGUGAGCCGCAAAGCCCCGCCCCCUCUGACUGCAGAAAACAAGGGCAUUGGGUCGGUAACUAACCCACCCGGGUGCACUGCGAAACGGGAGAUGCUGAGCAGAGACGCGCCCCUGUCUUGGCGGAAGUCUCUGGAUAAUUUAUCCUGAUACACUUCUCUGUAUAAUGCACACUUGGAUGUGAAGGAUGCCAGUGGGUUCUCCUGUGGUUUGCAGAAUCCGGUUACACUGCAACAUUGGACUGCACGCAGAUUAGACACAUCACCGGUGGUGUGUCGCCCCCCCCCACCCCCCGUGAGUGGAUGAGUCGGUCACUGCAUCGCUGCAGACCUGGAAACCGUCGCUAAGGAAUAAGCAUCCCAGGUAAGCGAGUACCAUGCUGACUAGCAUCACAGAGGGCAUCCUGUGCUGCCUGACAGGAAAAAGUGGAAAUGCGGUGCUGCCUGUGGAGCCAUCGGAUGCUGCCCCGUCUGAUGGGUUCGAGUUUGUAGAAGUGAAACCAGGCCGUGUAUUGCGUGUGCGCCAUGUCCUGCCAGAGCGUUCUGCCAAUUCCGAGCUGCAGCAGGAGCAGGGUACCAGUGUGCACUGCAAGCGCAAGAUCACUGUCUACCGCAAUGGCCAACUGGUGAUUGAGAACCUGGGUGACGUGCUGCGCUCCGAGAUUCUACAUUGCCCCAAUGGAGAAGUGGAGCAGUGCAGCACUGUGGAGGUGGAGCUUGCUGAUUACUUUACUGCACCUUCCUCCCCAGAACCCAAACCAGCUCCUCCUUCUCUUCCGGCCUCAGACCAACAGAAACCAGCUCCACCACCCAGGCGGCGCAGGAGGAAGCCCAAGCGCACAGUUCUCAUUGACUCAGAGAGAUGUAUCAGCAGCUGUAAGGGGACCCACUCGGAUGUGGCACUCUUCUUCUUCCACGGAGUUGGUGGCUCACUGGACAUCUGGGGUCGUCAGUUGGACUUCUUCUCCAAACUGGGCUACGAGGUCAUUGCACCAGAUCUGGCAGGGCAUGGAGCCAGCACGGCCCCUCAGAUAGCAGCUGCUUACACGUUCUACGCCCUGGCUGAGGACCUGCGCGCCAUUUUCAAGAGAUAUGCCCGCAAGCGCAACAUCCUCAUUGGCCACUCAUACGGGGUGUCUUUCUGCACGUUCCUGGCACACGAGUACCCAGAGCAGGUACAUAAGGUGGUUAUGAUAAACGGUGGAGGCCCCACAGCGCUGGAGCCAAGUCUCUGCUCCAUCUUCCAGCUGCCCUCUUGUGUCCUGCACUGCUUGUCGCCUUGCCUUGCGUGGAGCUUCCUCAAGGCUGGAUUUGCCAGACAGGGAGCUAAAGAGAAGCAGCUGCUAAAGGAGGGCAAUGCCUUUAACGUGUCUCCGUUCGUGCUGCGGGCCAUGAUGAGUGGUCAGUACUGGCCCGAGGGAGACGAGGUGUACCAUGCCGAGCUCACCGUCCCCAUCUUGCUUGUGCACGGCCUCUAUGACAAGUUUGUGCCUAUGGAUGAGGACCAGCGAAUGGCUGAGAUUCUCCUUUUUGCCUUUUUGAAGGUGAUUGAAGAGGGUAGUCACAUGGUCAUGAUGGAAUGUCCAGACACGGUCAACACACUUCUGCAUGAGUUCUUUCUCUGGGAGCCAGACAUCACCAGAAAGGAUUGUGUGGAUGAUACACCGGUCACUCCGACUGUUACUACAGACACCAUGACUGACGAAAACACUGGCACACAAAUAUCCAACAAGCCUGUCAACAAAUAACCAAUGAAGAGUGGUGUUUUUGUUGGGCAAAUCAAUCAGAAGGCUCUUGAUGGCAGGCUGUAUGAGGUGGAGUGAUCACCCAGGCUGAAAGCUAAUUUUUUGGAGCUGAAGACUGAGCUGAGGGUUCGAGCAGGUUGCAGCAGGACAGCAAGAACGGUUCAAGAGGUGAGACUCUGCUGACAGGCCAGAGGUUAAAAGGGAAAAAAAAUGAAUGCAUAAACCUAAUUUCAGACCAGAAAUCAUGGUUUAUUACAUUUCAUUGGUGUCAUAUCUCUCUUCUACCUUUGGACAAAUAUCUUUUCUUCUUGUGGUGUAUCAACAAAUGGACUAAAGCUCUGUCCAGUGGAUGAAAUCGGGCCGAUUUUAGUGCCCGAGCUUCAACUGAGAAAUUACAAACUGAUUCUUGGCUGGAUUACAGAGGUGUCCCCAUACUUAUGCAGUGCUUGUAAUGUCUACUGUGUGAUCUAUUGUAAUCUAGGCCACAUGAGUGCAUCAAAGCGCGGAGAGAAAGGGAGCCCAGAGUCAAAUCGUCAAGUGUCAUGUUUUUACAUGCUGUUGCUGAACAUUGUUAUUUGUUCGGAGUAGCACCAAUAAUUAUAAUGAGGGAAAAAUAAUAGAGUAGGGAUAUUGUCUUCCCAUGUAACACACGCCCACAGCCCCAGGAGGAUUAAGAGGAAAAAAAAAAAGAAAAAGAAAAAGGCAGAGGAGGCUGGAAGGGAGAACAAUGACAAACUUCUAACAAGCAUAUUUAACUUGAAGGCAUUACCUCAGUACUCCUUGAAUAAUUGAUGCUGUUAUUUAGAACAUAACUAAAAUACUAACAUAUCACUGUUACAGUUAAAUAACCUGCUAUAAUGGGCAUUUUCUGCCAUGAAUUUAUCUGUUUUCUUUAAACAAACAAAAACAGCAGAUUUGUGGCUAAGUGCAGGGCCGAAGGGUGAACACAAACACAAUGAGCAGAAAAUUCUGUCAGCAGGAGCACUUUCACGUCUCCUAGCAACGAGAAACUGGAGGAAACGAUAUGUUGGUGGUGCAUUCACAGCUUUGUCACAGAGAGGAAGCGAGACAGAGAGGAAGAGAGAGAGAGAGAUGGAGAUGGAGAGAGAGGGGGGAUGUUGGUGCUGAUGGACCACUGAUAUGGUUUUGGUGCUGUAAUGACACCCAGGGAAUAAGCUAAGAACUGUUAAUGUAAUCUUAACACUGGUAUACUAACAUGAAAACAAUGCCCAACACUGAAACACUACUGGAGAAUGAAAUAAUAUCAGUGUCACGUUACAGCAU
Molecule: messenger RNA, 3037 nt
Organism: Ictalurus furcatus (blue catfish)
Lineage: Eukaryota; Metazoa; Chordata; Actinopteri; Siluriformes; Ictaluridae
Gene: abhd8a
Product: abhydrolase domain containing 8a
Exons: 5
Coding region: 386-1756 (456 amino acids)
Molecular function (GO): catalytic activity
Source: RefSeq, a predicted model, not a curated record